AUGGGAGCUGCAGGGAUUAGAAUUCAUGACAUGAUGGAUUCCUUCAUCAGCAAGCAUGUAUGGUAUGGUGGCGUUGGUUUUACCAGGCGUGAAAUAUACAACCUUUGCGCCAGGGAGAAGAGGAAGCUGCUUUCAAAAGGUGAUGCUGCCACAGUCAUAGGCAUCAUGGUCAGUAGGAAACAGAGGGAUCCUAGCUUCUUUUUCGAGUACAAGCUAGACAAGGAAGGACAUAUGAAUAGGAUGUUCUGGUGUGACUCCCAGUCUCGUCAUGACUAUGAGGACUUCGGCGACGUGCUUGUAUUUGACAACACGUACAAGAUGAACCGGUAUGGUAUGCCAUUCAUACCCUUUGUUGGUCUUAACAAUCACCGGAAGACCACUGUUUUUGCUUGUGCCAUAGUUUCAGACGAGACCAAAGAGACAUAUGUGUGGCUGCUGGAGACUUUUUUGAGGUCCAUGUGUCAAAAGAUGCCGAGGAGUGUUAUCACGGACGCCGACGCUGCGAUGAUCAAGGCAAUUCGCCAAGUCUUGCCAGACGUGUAG
This is a messenger RNA of Aegilops tauschii subsp. strangulata, 543 nucleotides long. Lineage: Eukaryota; Viridiplantae; Streptophyta; Magnoliopsida; Poales; Poaceae. The record is from RefSeq and is a predicted model, not a curated record.